Messenger RNA from Talpa occidentalis (Iberian mole), 1377 nucleotides. RefSeq names its product cathepsin Z (gene CTSZ). The record is from RefSeq and is a predicted model, not a curated record. The transcript has 6 exons. The coding region runs from base 1 to 912 and encodes 303 amino acids. Gene Ontology annotation, cellular component: lysosome. NCBI's taxonomy places the organism in Eukaryota, Metazoa, Chordata, Mammalia, Eulipotyphla, Talpidae. Gene Ontology annotation, molecular function: cysteine-type endopeptidase activity.
AUGGCGUCGUCCGGGCCGGCGCGGCCGCUGCUGCUGCUGCUCGUGGCGCUGGCGGGCGCGGGCCGGGCCGGGCUGCACCUCCGCGCCGGCCGCGGCUGCUUCCAGGCCCUGCGCGCCGACCGGCUGUCCGGGCUGGGGCGCAGGACGUACCCCCGGCCCCACGAGUACCUGUCGGCGGGGGACCUGCCCAAGAGCUGGGACUGGCGCGACGUGGCGGGGGUCAACUACGCCAGCGUCACCAGGAACCAGCACAUCCCCCAGUACUGCGGCUCCUGCUGGGCCCACGGCAGCACCAGCGCCCUGGCGGAUCGGAUCAACAUCAAGAGGAAGGCAGCGUGGCCGUCCACCCUGCUGUCCGUGCAGAACGUCAUCGACUGCGGCGACGCGGGCUCCUGCGAGGGCGGCAACGACCUGCUGGUGUGGGAGUACGCGCACAGGCACGGCAUCCCCGACGAGACGUGCAACAACUACCAGGCCAAGGACCAGGAGUGUGACAAGUUCAACCAGUGUGGCACCUGCACCGAGUUCAAAGAGUGCCACGCCAUCCAGAACUACACCCUGUGGAAAGUCGGCGACUACGGCUCCCUGUCCGGGAGGGAGAAGAUGAUGGCCGAGAUCUACGCCAACGGGCCUAUCAGCUGCGGGAUCAUGGCGACGGAGAAGAUGGACAAGUACUCGGGCGGCGUGUACGCGGAGUACGCGGAGAAGGCCUCCAUCAACCACGUGGUCUCCGUGGCCGGCUGGGGGGUCAGCAACGGCACCGAGUACUGGAUUGUGCGGAACUCGUGGGGUGAACCUUGGGGCGAGCGUGGCUGGAUGCGGAUAGUGACCAGCACCUACAAGGACGGCCGGGGCGACGACUACAACCUGGCCCUCGAGCAGUACUGCACCUUCGGGGACCCCAUCGUCUAAGCCGCUGCUGAAGAAGGGACUCCUGACCAGACCAGAGACACUGUUUCGGGCACCGCGUUGGGGCUGCUGGGGUCUGAGGGCCGGGGGUGGACAGUCCGGGCACAGGGGCGUCGUGACAGCACUGAGCACCUGAAGGGGCCAAGCUGCAGAACCGGCACCCCUGAGGGAGCUGGUGGGGGGCAGACUCAGCCCCUGGGGAGGAGGGGGCCUCAAGAGCGUGAUCUGUGUUUGCCGCAGUGGACGACCUGGUCUCCUGGCUGGUCCAUACCACGGUCCCGAGGCACUAGCGCAGUCCGGACCUGUCACCCGCUCCGUGUGCUCGUGAUCGGGGGGGAGAGGUGGCAAUUUCAAACACGCGAUGAAUAAAAUCACUCGACUCCUAAGGACUGAGCCGGAGCACGUUUUAUUUACACGGGACAGACCGACACCGGCUCUACACCUUCAACCCAGACGGGUUUUGUAAAA